Molecule: messenger RNA, 1668 nt
Organism: Microdochium trichocladiopsis
Lineage: Eukaryota; Fungi; Ascomycota; Sordariomycetes; Xylariales; Microdochiaceae
Product: oxidoreductase molybdopterin binding domain-containing protein
Exons: 4
Coding region: 1-1668 (555 amino acids)
Cellular component (GO): mitochondrion
Molecular function (GO): oxidoreductase activity; molybdenum ion binding
Source: RefSeq, a predicted model, not a curated record
AUGGCGUCCAUCACCACAGUGAGUGACCGUGCCAAGAUGCAGAACCGCCCCGAUGAGUGGAAGAUUGAGCAGGGUAUGUCCGGGGCGCAAUUGCCUGUCUUGGACAUGACCGGGUCGGAGAUCAAGGCCAUUCCGCCUGCCGGACCGCCGAAAGAUUUCAAAGAUGAGGAAGCCAUCAAGGCGGUAGGCGACCCGAACGAACUCUUCCAGAUGGAGCGCACCGGCUGGAAAGGAUACGUUGAGUGGGAGGAGUAUCCCGAGAAAAAGGCAGCCGCGCACAAAAUCUUGACCUUUCCUGGGGCACCCGAGUACCAGAUGACCGAGAUCCCAGGGAAGAACCCGCUGCUCGAUGGGGAUCGCUGGAAGAUGUGGCACCACGCAAUUGGCGGCGAACUCACUGUGGUGCCCGACGACUCAUGGAAGCUUGUGCUCGAGGAGAAGCAUCCAGACAUGCUGCACAUUCUCGGGUUUCCUUACAACGGGGAGCCGCCCAAGCGGCUCGUCACGAGCAAGCCCAUCACGCCCAACCCACUGCACUUUGUGCGCAACCACGGCGGGAUCCCCAUCAUCGAGAAGGAGAACUACAGCUUCCGCGUCGACGGGCUCGUCUCCCUCCCCGCCACCUUUACGCUGGAUGACUUGAUGGACGAAACCCGGUUUCCGCGCAUGAAGAAGCACAUCACCAUGCAGUGCUCCGGCACGCGGCGGAUCGAGCAGAUUACCCGAUAUCCCGGUCAAGGCGACGAGCUGCCCCAAGCACCCUGGGCAGAGGGUGCCAUCGGUACCGCCGAGUAUGAGGGCGUGAGCCUGAAAAAGGUCAUUAAGGCCUGCGGCGGACUCGUUAACGGCGGCAAGCACCUCGAGUUCUUUGGGGCAGAUACUUACUUCAAGGAAAAUGAGUGCAUGAAUUACCGCGUGAGCGUCCCGUGGGCGAAAGUCAAGGCCAACGAGGUAAUGCUGGCAUGGAACAUGAACGGCGAGCCCCUGCCGAGGAUUCAUGGCUACCCGCUCCGCAUCGUCGUAUUUGGCUACAUUGGUGCGCGCAGUGUGAAGUGGCUCUAUCGCGUCCAGGCCAUCACUGCACCCACGCGAGCACCAGUGCAGAGCAAGGAGUAUCUCUACUUUGCCCAGCAAGUCGGCAAGUACAACUUCCGCCUGACCGACGGUAUCCAGAUCCAGGAGAUGCCGGUCAGUUCAGCGAUCAUGUCUCCAUGGACCAAACAGGUGGUAAUCCACGAGGGCAGCAUUCACUGUAAAGGCUGGGCGUAUUCCGGAGGUGGGCGCUGGCCCGAACGCGUUGAACUCUCUGCUGAUGGGGGUUUCAGCUGGUACACGGUCCCGCCGGAGAACCUCUCGAAGAAGCGCAAGUGGACGUGGCGAUGGAUCGACGUCCUGGUUCGGUGCUGGGACAAUGCGCUCAACACGCAAGUCCCAGAUGUCCGAACGGCCUGGAACUGGGGGCUGCAUGUGACCAGCUCUUGCCACACCAUCAAUGUGUACAGUGUCAACAAGAAGCAUCCAGCUACCCGCGCCCGCCUGGAAGACAUGGAGAAGAACAAGGUACCGCUGGCGCCCAUCACAGUUCCCUUGAGCAUUCCCGCGCAGUCAUGGGACGACUACGAAAAGUUUUGGAAGAAGCACGAUCCGCGUGAUGCGGAGGACGAUUGA